Molecule: messenger RNA, 2576 nt
Organism: Daucus carota subsp. sativus
Lineage: Eukaryota; Viridiplantae; Streptophyta; Magnoliopsida; Apiales; Apiaceae
Product: cysteine-rich receptor-like protein kinase 10
Exons: 7
Coding region: 238-2481 (747 amino acids)
Biological process (GO): protein phosphorylation; carbohydrate metabolic process
Cellular component (GO): plasma membrane
Molecular function (GO): ATP binding; chitin binding; protein serine/threonine kinase activity
Source: RefSeq, a predicted model, not a curated record
GGGUUUUAUUAGUUAGACAUGACUGUAAGUUCAUAGUGACCCGUGAAUCAAUCAUAUUCAGCCACCAUGCAAGAGUCUAACAUGAAAUAACAUUGCUACGAACCAUCCUGAUGUCUUGUGCAACUAUUUCUUAACUUCUUGGAAGUUUCUACUUAUUAGAACCAAGGCCUGGAGGGUCACUUCUUCAUAUAGUUCAAGUGCAUGCCACAAUCAAACAUAACUAUCUAGCAUUUCUCAAUGUUAAUCAAGUUUCUCACCCUUUUUCUCCUGUUUACACAAUUAAACUGUUCAAAAACACAUACCUGGAUUAGAGCUGGUUACUGGUAUGUUGGUAAAGAAUUUCCGGUCCCUGAGAUUAACUCGGCUCUUUUCACUCACCUCAUAUGCGCCUUUGCUCAUCUCAACCCGAAUACCUAUGAGCUUUCUUUAUUAUCCGCAGACGAGCCUUACAUUUCUACCUUCACCAACAUAGUGAAGAGAAAGAACCCCUCAGUUAUAACACUCUUAUCUGCAUGGACUAGAGAUAAUAACUCAUCGACACUUCCUUUGAUGGUAACUCAAUCAUCUCGUAGAAGAUCUUUUAUUGAGUCCUCCAUAAACAUAGCCAGGAAGUAUGAAUUUCAAGGGCUAGAACUCUACGCGAACGCUAUACUGAGUAUGGGGAUUAACAUGACAAAUUUGGGAACCUUACUUGAUGAGUGGAGAGCUGCAAUAGAUUUGGAGGCAAAAACAUCUAAACAACCGCGACUAAUCUUGACUAUGUCAGGCUAUUACUCACCAAGGCAAAGUUCCACGAGUUACCCAAUUGACGCUCUAAGAAGAAACCUGGACUGGAUUACUAUUAAAGCAUAUGACUACCAUCUGCCUUCGAAAGAAAACUAUACAGCUGCUCAUGCUGCUUUGUAUGAUCCUUCAAGCCGAUUGAACACAGAUUAUGGUAUAAAGGAGUGGAUUAAGAGUGGAUUACCUGCUAACAAGUUGGUGCUGGGGUUAGCAUACCAUGGUUAUGCAUGGACACUAGUUAAUUCCACACACAAUUCCAUUGGCUCUCCAGCUAGAGGCCCGGCCCUCACAGAAGACGGAUCUAUGGCUUACUGGUACAUCAAGAAAUUCAUAAGUAGUUCCAGAGCUGCUUCCGAGUACAAUGCAACAUAUGUAGUAAAUUAUUGCACCAUAAAAUCUAAUUGGAUAGGAUAUGAUGACGUAGAUGCCAUCAAAACUAAAGUUGCUUAUGCAAAAGGUUUGGGUCUUCUUGGUUAUAAUGUUUGGCAAGUCCCUAAUGAUGACAACUGGAUGCUCUCCAAGGCAGCAGCUGGAUUGGAAGACAAACAUGCCAAGCGAAAAGGGUGGAUGCUGAUUGUUUGGCCUACAGCAGCUGUAAUUGCCUUUCUACUGGGCACCAUGAUGCUCCUGAGAAGAAAAGUUAGUAAAUUAAAAGUGAACCAGCUUUUAAAUAGAGGCAAAAAGUCAUCAUCUCCUGAUCUACAAGUAUUCAGUUUUGCUGUUAUGAAGGAAGCAACAAAUGAAUUUUCAAUGAACAAUAGGGUCGGAGAGGGUGGAUACGGACCUGUUUACAAGGGAAAACUGCAAGACGGACAGGAAAUAGCAGUGAAAAGACUAUCCCAAAAGUCCAAGCAGGGAGUUGAGGAGUUUGAGAAUGAGGUUGCACUUACAGCAAAACUACAACAUGUUAACUUGGUAAGACUGUUGGGGUUUUGCACAGAAAGAGAAGAAAAGAUGCUGAUCUACGAGUACAUGCCAAACAAAAGCUUGGAUUUUUACAUGUUUGAACCAACUGCAAGGUCAAUGGUCCAGUGGGAGAACUGGGUUCAUAUCAUUGAAGGGGUUAUUCAGGGGCUACUGUAUCUGCAGGAGUACUCAAGAUUAACAAUAAUUCACAGAGAUCUGAAAGCUAGCAACAUAUUACUGGAUGCAGCAAUGAGGCCAAAAAUAUCCGACUUCGGUAUAGCUAGAAGCUUCCAGAAAGAUGAAAUUGAAGGAAACACAACAAAGAUUGUUGGAACAUAUGGUUAUGUUCCUCCAGAGUACGUAAAAAAAGGAAUAUACUCCAGAAAAUAUGAUGUUUACAGCUUUGGAGUAAUACUACUGCAAAUUGUAAGUGGAAAGAAAUGUACACAUCUAUAUGGUGCAACUAGGAGGUUAAAUCUGCUGGAAUACGCAUAUGACUUAUGGAAAGCUGGAAAAGGCAUGGAGUUCAUGGACCCAUCGCUAAAUGAUACCACUUCAUCAUGUAAACUCUUAAGAUGCAUGCAAGUGGCUUUGUUGUGUGUUCAAGAAAAAUGGGCAGAAAGGCCAACUAUGUUAGAUAUUUCAUCAAUGCUCAGAAAUGAAACUGAAGUCAUACCUAUUCCAGAAAGGCCUGCAUUCUCAACUGACGGCAAUGGUGAAGCAAUGAGAUUUACCGCUGAAGAUGUAAUGUCGGUAGAUAUUGCAACUAUUUCUCAAGUGGUACCACGAUGAUGGUCCAUCUUAACUCCUUUUAGACGUCUUUUAUUCUUUCAAAUGCUACUCAAGCCUGGGUUUAUUGAAACUGAUAUUAAUACACAAGCCCCUUA